Molecule: messenger RNA, 1227 nt
Organism: Acanthamoeba castellanii str. Neff
Lineage: Eukaryota; Discosea; Longamoebia; Acanthamoebidae
Product: thiF family protein
Exons: 5
Coding region: 1-1227 (408 amino acids)
Biological process (GO): protein ufmylation
Cellular component (GO): cytoplasm; cytosol
Molecular function (GO): UFM1 activating enzyme activity
Source: RefSeq, a predicted model, not a curated record
AUGGAAUCGAAUCAAAUCGAACAACAGAAGCAGCAGAUCUCACAAUUGGAGGCUCAAGUCGCAUCGCUCAAGGCGCAAUUGGAGGAUGCGCUGACGACUGCAGGAGCGCAGGGAGGCCGCAGGAAGAAGAUCGAGGAGAUGUCUGCUGAGGUGAUCGAUUCCAACCCCUACAGCCGCCUCAUGGCCCUCAAGAGGAUGGGAAUCGUCGAGAACUAUGCCCGCAUUCGCGAUUUCAGCGUGAUCGUGGUCGGCAUGGGUGGUGUGGGCAGCGUUGCCGCCGAAAUGCUGACCCGCUGCGGCAUUGGCAAGCUUAUCAUGUUCGAUUACGACAAGGUCGAGAUCGCCAACAUGAACAGGCUGUUCUUCCGUCCCGACCAGGCGGGCAUGACGAAGACGGCCGCGGCCGAGCAGACUCUGAGGGACAUCAACCCCGACGUCGAUUUUGAAGCGCACACGUACGACAUCACGUCCAUCGACAACUGGGCACACUUCCUCGACCGGCUCAGCAAGGGCGGCAAGAACGGCCAGAGCGUCGAUCUCGUGCUCGGCUGCGUCGACAACUUUGAGGCGCGAGUCGCCGUCAACAAGCUGGGCCAGUCGUGGAUGGAAUCGGGCGUCUCGGAGGACGCCGUGUCGGGACACAUUCAGUUCAUCAUCCCCGGCGAGACCGCCUGCUACGAGUGCGCGCCGCCACUCCUCGUGGCCAGCGGCAUCAACGAAAAGUCGCUCAAGCGCGAGGGCGUGUGCGCUGCCUCGCUGCCCACCACCAUGGGCGCUGUUGCCGCCAUGCUCGUGCAGAACACUCUCAAGUACCUCCUGGGCUUUGGCGAGGUGUCGUACUAUCUCGGCUACAAUGCCAUGACGGACUACUUCCCCCGCUACGCCAUGAAGCCCAACGCCGAGUGCGAUAACAAGGACUGCGUCAAGCGCCAGGAGGAGUACAAGGCCAAGCUCGCCGCUGCGCCCAAGGUCGAGCAGAAGAAGCAGGAGGAGCCCGCCAAGCCCAAGCACGAAACCAACGAGUGGGGCAUCACGGUGGUGGAUGACGAGGAUGAGGAGGAGGAGGUGCAAGUGCCCGUCGCCAAGGCCCAGGAGGCGCUGCCCGACGGCCUCGUGCGAUCGUUUGAUGCGGCCAAGCUGGACGUGAAGGCCGGCGACAUCGUGCAGACCGACGACGCCCUCAAUCUGGACGACCUUGCCGCCCAGCUCAAGGGCCUCUCUUCCUGA